Molecule: messenger RNA, 906 nt
Organism: Nanorana parkeri
Lineage: Eukaryota; Metazoa; Chordata; Amphibia; Anura; Dicroglossidae
Product: symplekin-like
Exons: 7
Coding region: 94-906 (270 amino acids)
Cellular component (GO): mRNA cleavage and polyadenylation specificity factor complex
Source: RefSeq, a predicted model, not a curated record
GCUUUGCCGAAGCUCAUCAAACUCAACCCCAUAGUUGUGAAGGAAGUGUUCAACCGUCUUCUGGGAACGCAGCAUGGUGAUGUGAGCUCCUCCAUGUCUCCUCUGACCCCCGGGGAUCUGCUGGUUGCUCUCCAUAACAUUGACUCCAGUAAAUGUGACAUGAAAUCCGUCAUUAAGGCCACCAAUCUGUGCUUUGCUGCUCGCUCCGUCUACACCUCCGAGGUCUUGGCUGUGGUUCUCCAGCAGCUCAUGGACAGCACGCCGCUCCCUAUGCUUCUUAUGAGGACCGUUAUCCAGGCUCUUGGGAUGUAUCCUCGGCUCGGUGGCUUCAUCAUGAACAUCUUGACUCGUCUCAUCUAUAAGCAGGUUUGGAAGUACCCCAAGGUUUGGGAGGGUUUUAUUAAAUGUUGCCAAAGGACCAAACCUCAGUCGUUCAGCGUCCUGCUGCAGCUUCCUCCACCUCAGCUGCUGUCUGUCCUCCAGACGUGUCCUGAUCUCCGAGACCCUCUCCUAGCUCAUGUUAGGACCUUCACACCAAACCAGCUGGCUCACGUACCGCAUGCUACCAUGGCCAUCUUGGAGGCGGAGUCCAGAAUGGAUGAAUUAACAGAAGAGGCGGCAGAAGCUCCAGGCCAGGACCUCAUUACCAAACGUCUCGCUCAAGAAAAAUCAUUGAAGCGUCAAAUACUUGAAGAGCAGAAGGUAAAGAAGGCGGAGCCGGAGGAGGAAACGGAACUGGAUCUCCCCGUUAUCAUGAUUGAAGAAGAAGAGGAGGAGCUCCUAAUGAAACAUCCUGAGAAAGAAUCCCCUCCGGAGGAACCUGAGAACACAACUACGUGCAGCACGUACUCCCCACCCCCUGAUGAGCCCAUGGAAGAGGAGGGUCUCCAACAAAAAGAGGACUAG